AAUCUCUUUGAAAAGACAGCCUCCAGUUGCAAACAUUAGCAAAUGCCUUUUUUUUCCCUUUUAAUUUAACUCGCUGCUCAAUUUAUAAUACCGUAACUCUCCAUCUCCCUCUCUUUCCCAAAUUAAUUUUUGUCCCCCCAAAAUUAUGGACCCGGAGCUCCAGCGGAAAAUCCAGGAAACAGUAACUGACAUACUAAAACACGCUAACAUGGACGAAAUCACUGAAUUCAAUGUUCGAGCCACCGCCACUGAGCGACUCGACUUCGAUUUGUCCCAUAUCGAACACAAGAAAUUUAUAAGAGGCGUUAUCGAGUCCUUUUUGCUCUCUGCCAUGGACGAGGAAGGUAAAGAAGCCAAUGGAAACGUAAGAGAAGACACUAAGGAAGCACUGCAAGAAGAACACGAGGAAGUGUUGACUCAGAAGGAGGUUGGUACUGAUGGUAAUCGCGUCAUUUGUAAGCUAUCAGAGAGAAGGAGCGUGACGAUUCAAGAAUUUAAAGGGAAAUCAUUCGUGUCGAUAAGGGACUUUUAUCAGAAAGAUGGAAACCUGCUUCCUUCUAAAAUAGGAAUUUGCUUGACAUCUGAACAAUGGACAGCCAUCAAGCAAAAUGUGCCUGCAAUAGAGGAAGCCAUUACGAAGAUGCAAUCAAUGUUAAGUUCUGGCCUUGAUGUUGAACAAAAUGAACAAAUCUCUAAGCCAGUGACUGAUUCUAUUUCUCAAGAACUCCCCCUCGAGAUUUCUCGUAUUGAGGUCAGCCGUUUUGAUGGGAAGAAUUAUCAGUUCUGGGCACCACAGAUGGAAUUUUUCUUGAAGCAAUUAAAGAUUGUUUAUGUGCUUACUGUCCCUCGCCCAAGCAUUGCUACAAGCCCACCGGCCAGUGCUGAAGAAAUUGCUCAAGCCAAAGCUACAGAGCAAAAGUGGUGCAAUGAUGACCAUCUCUGUCGCCUCAACAUUUUGAAUUCUCUAUCUGAUUCUAUUUAUUACAAGUAUGCAAAGAAGAUUAAGACUGCUAAGGAACUAUGGGAAGAGCUGAAAUUGGUUUACCUUUAUGAGGAGUUUGGAACAAAGAGAUCUCAAGUUAAAAAGUACAUUGAAUUUCAAAUGGUUGAUGAGAAAUCGAUUUUUGAUCAACUUCAGGAACUUAAUGGCAUUGCAGAUGCAGUUGUUGCUGCAGGAAUGUUUAUUGACGAGAACUUUCAUGUUAGCAGUGUCAUUUCCAAGCUUCCUCCAUCUUGGAAGGACUUCUGCUUGAAGUUGAUGCAUGAGGAGUAUCUUCCUUUCUGGAUAUUAAUGGACCGUGUAAGGGCCGAGGAAGAGUCUCGCAAUCAAGAUAAGCUAGGGGAGCCCUCCAAUCAUGUACAUUCACAUCAUCCCAAGUAUCUUGGACCUAGGAUCAGAGAUAUGAAGAAGCCAGGGUUGCAUUGGAAGAGACGAGAUAUAGAGGUAGAUAAUAACAAGUCCUUGACAUGCUACUUUUGCGGGAAGAAGGGACACAUUUCUAAACACUGUCCUGAUAAAAAGUUUGACAGGGGAGCUAGUGAGAAGCAUGGCAAGGAAAACUCAUCUACACCUGCAGUUACAGAGGUGAACAUAGAGCACUGCAGUAACUAAUUCUUGUGGAUUCUGAUAAUUUAAUUGUAAUUGUUUCCAACUCGGUGGUACAGAAGGAAUGAUGCCUCUGCAAGGCUGAUUUUUUGUUGGGGGACCUUGGACAGUAUUUUCAGGUGUUCACACAAUAGGUCCUGCAUCCCGUUGGAAAAUACUUCUGGUUGUUUCCCUGCAACAGCAGAACUUGGUAGUAGGUGAACUGUAUCAACACUCCUUGAUUCCCCUCGACAACCCAUCUUUAUAGAACCGAAGCUGGAUUUAAGUGUAAAGCUCACUAAUUGUCAAGCUAAUAGAAUUAUAGAGAUGUUAUAGGCUCUAAUUUGAUUUGCUCUUCUACAUUACAUUUUCUGAGGUCUGACAACCUUUUUCUCAAGUGCCCCAACUGGGCAUAUUGUAAUUUUAGUGUUCUUUUAAGAGUUGAACAUUGACCUUUAUUA
Molecule: messenger RNA, 2046 nt
Organism: Populus nigra (black poplar)
Lineage: Eukaryota; Viridiplantae; Streptophyta; Magnoliopsida; Malpighiales; Salicaceae
Exons: 4
Coding region: 146-1612 (488 amino acids)
Biological process (GO): regulation of DNA-templated transcription
Molecular function (GO): zinc ion binding; DNA binding
Source: RefSeq, a predicted model, not a curated record